ACUGAAAGUGUGCCUGUGAGUACCCCUGCAACACAGAUUUCCCAGUUGCAGGCACUGGCCUCUGAGCUGAAGGCAGGAUUCACAGAAGCAAUGCAGGAGCUGUCACGCAUCCAGCAUGGAGAGUAUGCCCUGGAAGAGAAGGUCAAGAGCUGCCGCUGUGCCAUGGAAGAGAAGGUGGCUGAGAUGAAGAAUUCCCUCAACACGUUCAAGGAGGAGCUCAGCGAUGCAAAGUCAAUGAUUGAAGAAAUCAGUGCCAAGCAGGAGGAAAUGCAACAGAAAAUUGAGCAGCUGCAGCAAGAGAAGCGGCGAGAAUCACGGAAAAUGAAAACUAAAAGAGCACAGAAGGAUGACCACGGGUCACAGACAGUGCCAACACCUCUCCAGGGUAGCCCAUUUCGAUCCAUCAACCUCCCAGAACCUGUGCUGAUUAAUGAAGAUUUUACAAGUCUUUUACACAAUGUGACUUAUGAAAAAGUAUCUGACACCAGGAUCAUGCCCAUGGGAGAAGGAGGUGUGAAAGUCAUAGCAGGCCCAGGAGCAGCCAUAGAGACAGAUGACAGCCUCAAGCCUUCCCUGGCAACAGAGGGGCAGUCGAAAAUGCAUCUGCCAUCAACAGUAUGGAAGCAGCCCAAGGACACCAAGGACUGGGGAGAUGAAUAUAUUUCCAAAGAGCAACCAGAGAGAGGGAAAGACAUGGGCCAAAGCAGAUACAGCUCAGCAGACAAUAUAAUAUGUGAACCCUCUUUGGCUGCCAAAAGGCAGAACAUUGCCUUGGAGCUGCUGGAGUCAGAAAGGAAGUACGUCAUCAACCUUUCCCUAAUCCUGAAGAUCAAGGCCACGCUGCAAGGGCCAGAUGUGAAAAGAAGCACCAAAGAGAGAAGCUUUUUCCCCAACUCUCUGCGGUUCCUGGUGCAGCAGCAUGUGGAUUUACUGCACGCUCUCCAGGAGCGAGUCCUCAGCUGGCCACGACAAGGGAUCCUAGGAGACAUCUUCCUGAAGCUGACAAAUGAUGAGAAUAAUUUCCUGGACUACUACGUUGCUUACCUGAGGGACUUGCCAGAAUGCAUCUCUCUGAUCCACGUGGUGAUCCUGAAGGAGGUAGAAGAAGAAAUCAAGUCUGAUCUCUACAUUCUGUUCUUUCAUAUAGUCCAGCGAAUCCCUGAAUAUCUUAUUCAUCUACAGAAUGUCCUGAAGUUCACGGAGCAAGAGCACCCUGACUAUUACCUGCUGCUGGUGUGUGUGCAGCGCCUCCGGGUUUUCAUCUCACACUACAGCCUCCUCUUCCAAUGCAACGAAGACCUGCUGAUACAGAAGAGGAAAAAGCUGAAGAAGUCAUCCCUGGUGAAGCUGUACAAAGGUCUCACCUCCCAGUGUACAAGCCAGGAGGUUUCCCCAACACCCAGUGCAGCAUCAAUGCGGGACAGUGGGAUCCACACUGAAGAGGCCAUGCAGUCAUUCCCAGCAGCACCUUCCUCUGGCACAACCACCCCGCAUUUGAUGCCGCAGAUGAAGAAACCCCAGCCAACUGUGAUGGAGAACAUCCAGGCUGCAAAGCCCCCUGAAUGGGAGAUGGAAAGCAGAAAGCACGAGAGGCCAGAGAACAUCCUUGCCUCCUCUCAGCUGACAGAGCAGGAGCUCAAGGCCUUGACAGCCCCCCUGCAAUCCAUCCCCGAAAUGGAGUACGAAGCACCGCCGGCUGACGCGGUGGGGAACACCGAGAGAGCCAUCAGAACCUCUGUGGAACUGCUGCAGGAUGCCAGGAACUUUGCCCCAAGCUACGAAGAGUUUGACUACCCUGGGGAGGUCUUCACCAUGCCAGGCCCCUACGAAGACGACACCUUCCAAAACAUCGCUCUCUUUGAGAACUGCUCCCCGGCCUCUUCCGAGUCCAGCUUGGAUAUUUGCUUCCUUAGGCCGGUGAACUUCACGUCAGAGCCGGAGAGGACAGACCAUGCCUUGCAGCCCCUGCCUAAGAGCUGCACUCCCGUGAGCAGCAGCACCUACAAGCGUGAGAUGUUCCACAGCAAAGGGAAGCAGCUGAGCAGGUCCCUGAAGGAGCUGCCGCGGAGCGCCGAGGGCGUGAGCACCAGACUCUACAGCACGCGGAGCAGCAGCGGGAGCCGUCUGCAGCAGAAGCAGGACAGGAAUGUUCAGCCUCACAUGAUCUCAGCCUCAUCCCGAAGCUCCCAAAGGAGCUACUUCCCCUCACAGAGAGGAGCGGGUGAAAAACCCAGCUUUUUGGAAGAGCUCCAUGCAGAAGACAACACCAGGUUCUGCCAGAAGGAUGACAAUGAGCAAACAUCCUUCAGCGACCACAACCCGCGGCACGAGCCCAAGGGGGGGUUCCGCAGCUCCUUCCGCAAGCUCUUCAAAAAGAAAUAAGCAGCCCCAAGAAAGGCAGGCCACAGCCAAAGCACAGCAGUGCUUCCCCAGGCCCCCGAGGGUGGAGACAGACAGCAAGGCCCCAGGAUCCCCCUGGCUAACACAGAGGGUGGAGGGUGGGGGAGAGGAGACUCACAACUGCCUUACAAAUGCAUCCUGCUCUUUCUAGCACAGGGCAGGGCCAGGCUUUGGGUUGCAGUGGAGCUCAACCAGCAGGUCCAAUAAGCACAGGAACUUGCUAGCUUUCAUCCCUACCUGACUGAACUUCCCUCAGUUUUGGAAAGCUCUGGCCAAACCUUAGUAUCUUCUCCUCCCCCUCAUCCCCCAAAACUGCUUGAUUUGCUCUUCCAAACUCAAGGCAGGUCUUAUUUGGGCUCACCCACAACAGAAGGGUUACUUUUGCAGCCCUGGCAUCCUGGCCAGCAGUCUAAAAUUCCCUUCUUUCCUCUACCUUCCAAAAAAAAACACCAUCAAAGAUGUAUUCCAGGAGGCCAGCUUGCAUUACCCAGGUGGUUUGAGAAGGUCUAAGAAGCAACAGCUGAAGCACCUGAGCAUUGCACUGCCUAAUCAGCAACAUCCUUUCUUUUGGACUUCCAUCACUCCCCAAAAUCCUAUUUCACCUUCUAUGUGAAUGCUGUUUUCCUGCUGUAGGAAUCACUGCUUCUGUCUCAGAAUCACCAGUGUCUCCAGGCAGGUGAUGCAGGCAGGGCCCAGGGCCUGCCACAAUAGACUCUCCCCCACUUUAUCCCCAGUGUGAAUCAAUGCAGGCCCUGGGAGUGCCAAACAGUGUCCUGGCUCCCAGUCUGUGACACACUUGGAAUACACUUUGCUAACUCUUUGGCCUGACACUCUCAUGAGCCCCAUCACGUGCAGCUUUGGAAAGGUUCUUCCAGCUAAAAAUGGAGGCACUAGGGCAGGAAAGUCGAUGGUGCACCAUGUUCAGAGUCACAGCCCUCCUCCUUGUGCAAGGACAGAUCAAUGAGGCCACACACAGGCCACCCUCCUCACACCUGGACAGGACAAACCCUCAGGACCUCUGAUCUCUGCAGAAGGCUGAGAGAAGCUCUGCUGUGAUACCUGUGUCGCACACCAGCAGCGAGAGCACCACUGGCACAGUGGUGUUACCAGUGCAGUACUGGUGAGCUCUGCUGUCACCCGCAGCUGGGAUGUUCUGAGGGCAGUUUCAAGAGCAAUUGUGGUUUUAUCACCUUGUUUUCACAAGCUUGGGACACUGGUCUGUCUAAAGGACAGCUUCACCUUAAAAAGUUGUGAACUGUCUCCAUGGGGCCAACAGCAAUGCCUUGGG
Ficedula albicollis (Collared flycatcher) is the source of this 3688-nucleotide messenger RNA. It is a transcript of the gene ARHGEF33, whose product is annotated as Rho guanine nucleotide exchange factor 33. The transcript is spliced from 14 exons. Gene Ontology annotation, molecular function: guanyl-nucleotide exchange factor activity. NCBI's taxonomy places the organism in Eukaryota, Metazoa, Chordata, Aves, Passeriformes, Muscicapidae. The record is from RefSeq and is a predicted model, not a curated record. The coding region runs from base 91 to 2382 and encodes 763 amino acids.